AGGCUUAUAAAGGAGGCCUGAAGCGCGAGGCCGGCUUUCUCAGCGCGCUUGAGAGAGCGACGCGGGAAAGGACGCUUCCUCUCAGGUCUCUCUGUGUUCUGCCCGCCGCCAUGCUGGCCCUCCGCUCCGCCCGCAGUCGCCUCCUCCUCCUCCCGCUGCUCCGCUCCGCCACCCGGGAGUGCAGCGACAGCAGCAGCAGCAGCCGCCGCGGCGAGGACGACGACGACAACCCCCUGGUGUUCCUGGACGUGGGCGCCGACAACCAGCCCCUGGGCCGCGUCGUCUUCGAGCUGAAAGCGGAUGUUGUGCCAAAAACAGCAGAAAAUUUUAGAGCUCUCUGCACCGGAGAAAAGGGUUUUGGAUACAAAGGAUCCACUUUCCACAGAGUGAUACCUUCUUUCAUGUGUCAGGGUGGUGACUUUACUAAUCACAAUGGCACUGGGGGCAAAUCUAUAUAUGGCAGCCGAUUUCCUGAUGAAAAUUUCAUCCUUAAACAUAUUGGACCAGGUGUUCUUUCAAUGGCUAAUGCUGGCCCCAACACCAAUGGAUCUCAGUUCUUCAUUUGCACAGCCAAAACAGAUUGGCUGGAUGGAAAGCAUGUUGUAUUUGGUCAUCUGAAGGAAGGAAUGGAUGUUCUGAAAAAAAUCGAAAGCUUUGGCACAAAGAGUGGAAAACCUUCAAAGAAGAUAGUCAUUACUGAUUGUGGCCAGCUGUCAUAAGUCUAAAUCUGCCAACAUCUCUGGAGCAUCCGUGCUACAAAAGGGAAAUGAUAAGAAUUAUUACUUGCACAUUUCUCUCCUGGGUUUGGACUGGACUGAUAGGAAAACCAUCUUGCUGAGCCAUGAUCAGACAAAACAGAAAUAUUUUUAGGGUUUGUUUUUUUUACUUCUGAAACAAUUGUACUUUUUCCAUGAAUGUUGCAGAUGUGAAGAUUCACUACUAUGCUUGAAAAUUGAAAAUGCAAGGACAAGGACUGUUAACAAAGACUUGCUAGGAAACCUCAGAAAUUGUUCCAGGAGUCAGACUGAAUCUUACGGAAAUACGAACCCUCGGUGUUAAGAAUAUUAACUGGUGUUUUCCCACCUUAGUGACUUAGAGUAACCUGCAAUCUGUUUGAAAUGGUACUUGAUUGCUAUUUGAAAUGAAUGUAUUAACAGAUACUUAGUACUUGAAAAUUUUCUAGCCUGAUAUGUCAAGCAUGGCUAGCUAAAUGAUUAAUUGUGUUGAUUUGAGAAUCUCAGGUCAAUGCAAUUCAGCCAAGAUAACUGAAUGAACAGUACUUCCUCCUCCUUCAGUGAAGUGUUUUCUUUCUGUUUGAAGUCUAACUGAUAGCAUGCCUUUCAAUUGAGAUUACUUUUGAGAUUGUUUUAUAACCCCAAAGCCAUCAUUAUAUCAUAAAUAUUUAGUAUUAAAGCAAUUGGAAAGUAGGAUUCUUUUCUGCCCUACAAGAAAGAGGAAUUAAUCUUCUCUGAGUAUAAUGAUGAUGAUGAUGAUGAUGAUGAUGAUGAUGAUGAUGAUGAUGAUGUUUAUUUAUACCCCACUUUUUCUCUCCACAAAGAGACUCAAAGCAGCUAGAUGACUCCAAGUGGUUUCAAAAUCUAGUAUGCAUAAAAGCUCUUCUAAAACUAAUUUUUAGCCCUGCACUUCUGGUGCAUGCCCAGUGCAAUACUGUAUUUCAUCAUAUCUAAGGUACACUCAUUAUUGAAGCUUCAGGUUUAGAAAAAAAGAAUUUUCUUAGAAUAUAUUUUAGAAUUUUCUCUGCAUGCACAAUACCAUUUUUUCCAGUGCAGCUGGAAAAGGCUAUUUUAAUCAGAUUUUGACAAACCUAAGGAGCAGUGCAGGCACUUUAGCAUCCUCAUUCUUUAAUCCACGGUUGGGCAACAUGCAGGGGGCUUUUUUCCUACUUAGUUUAGCUAUUAUUACCUGCAGUUUCACAAAAGGCAGUCUGUUUUCAUAGCUUUAAAAACACAGUUAUUCUGCUUUAGAAGUUUUCUAAAAUUAGAAGUAAUUCCUUGCCAUUCCAGCUCUGAGUUUGUUUGUUUUUUUCAGUGGUAGAGCGGGUAAUGUGCAGCGGACUCAACCUUGCCUACUCCCUGCUCAGGUUGAUUUACAUGAUCAGGGAAAUUGAAAUUGGCUGAAGUGAACUGUAGCUGAAGAAAUAUUGAAUCAUAAAGGAUUACUUGGCAACUGAAGAUGGAUGGGAAUUGCAGUGCAAUUGCAGGGUGUCGUUUUGAAAAAGGCUGAUGGUAGCCUCUUGGAUAACUUACUUAGCUUCUAUUCUCCAACCUACCCCAGUCCAUGGAACUAUUAUUAUAAUGGUAGAAGGAAUGAUUAAUGGUAAAGCCAGUUUCCGUGGUAUGUAAUGUGUCUCAGGACAUGUGUAGCAAAUAAUUGGUAGCACUCUAAUUACCUCAGGUAUGUAGGACUAAGCCUACAGUAUUGGAAUUGUGAACAAGGGAGGAUGGCUCAACCACCUGAAUUUAUCAAAGGUUGCUGAUGAUACACAAGUUGGUGACCUCUGCAAUAGCCUUGGGUUUUGUUGACAUAAGCUAACAAUAUCCAGGCUGUGUUUGUGGAGGUGGGGGGCUAUCUGUAUUAGGGGAUAUCUCAAAGUGCUAUGUAAUCCUUUUUGACGGGGAAGCAGAAGACCCCACAGCAGAACUACUUUUUAACAUAUCAGUAUUUAGUACAGAGAACAUUAAAAUGUGAAGACUUUCUGAGCCAGUGAUGUGUUUUGGGUAGACUCUUGGGCUGGAACAUACAAGAACCAGGUUCUUGUCCCCACCGAGCUACAAAACUAACUGGGUUAUUUUAUGGGUCAUUCCCUUUGGCUGGUGUAACUCAGACGUUUACUGUAAGAAUGAAUAAAGUGAGGAGGAGAAAAAUAUUCAGGGAUGGUGAUGUUGCAGUGCAGCAAAAUAUAACAAAACCCACAAACAACAAAGCAAAAAAUAUAUCAUGCAAGUUUUUGAAGCUUCUCAUGACUUUUUUAUCAGGCGAAGAAUUUAAAAAUGAUACAAGAAGAAACAGUGAUUAUGUUAAGAGUAAUUGACUUACCUUCUGUCUUAUAUGUCAGUUAUUGAAGGAUUUCAAAGCAGGCAGUGGCCAGUUCCCUCCUUGGCCUUCUAAGGAUUGCAGACAAACAGUUAAUAACAUUUCAACUCAAUUAGCAACAGAAAAGUAACUUCUCUUGAGAGCUAAAUGUCCCAGUCCUGUGUGAAGCAAACUGCUGCUUCCUUAGGCAGGGAAUACUGUAUUUCUUGGGGAGUUUUCAUACUGUUAUAUAAAUGUGUCAGAUUUUUAUUUUAUUUUUUGUUAAUGUCAGGAGCGACUUAAGAAACAGCAAGUCACUUCUGAUGUGAGAGAAUUGGCCGUCUGCAAGGACGUUGCCCAGGGACGCCCGGAUGAUUUGAUGUUUUAUCAUCCUUGUGGGAGGCUUCUCUCAUGUCCCGCAUGAGGAGCUGGAGCUGACAGAGGGAGCUCAUCUGCGCUCUCCCGAAUUCAAACCUGUGACCUGUCGGUCUUCAGUCCUGCCGGCACAAGGGUUUAACCCACUGCGCCACUGGGGCUCCUUAAUGUGUCAGAUGAUGCAUAGCUAAAACUUUGCAUAGCUGCAGAUGAUGCAUAGCUAAAACAUUGCAAGCUGAGAAGGAAAGAUGUCUGCUACCUUGAGGUUGGUGGGGGGAAAUCUGGGAUAUAACUAACAAAUAAUAUUGGUAUGUUUGAUUUCUCUAACAAAAAUAGAUUGUUGCUUUAAAGUGCUAUGUUUUGCAUUUUGCGUCCCCAUACAUGCAAAGAAAACAAACAAAAUGUGAUGCUAUUUCAGUCCAUUGUUCUUGUAUUUUAAGUAUUUUUCAGUUGUCAAUAUUUUGAUUGAACUAACAAAUACUUUUGUUACAUAUUCUGUUUUUGUAUAUCUGAGAAGAUUAAAUGCCUUUUGUAAGAA
This is a messenger RNA of Anolis sagrei ordinatus, 3946 nucleotides long. RefSeq names its product peptidylprolyl isomerase F (gene PPIF). Gene Ontology annotation, cellular component: mitochondrion. Gene Ontology annotation, molecular function: peptidyl-prolyl cis-trans isomerase activity. The record is from RefSeq and is a predicted model, not a curated record. Gene Ontology annotation, biological process: protein folding; cellular response to hydrogen peroxide; protein peptidyl-prolyl isomerization. NCBI's taxonomy places the organism in Eukaryota, Metazoa, Chordata, Lepidosauria, Squamata, Anolidae.